CGCAAUCAGACUGUACACAAAUCUGACUUCUGAUCCAAAUUCAAUGCCAUUCAAUGUUCGUCUGCGAUUGUUGAAAGUUUAAACAAAUUGAUCAGCGCACAAAAACAACCGUCACCAUGGGCAAUAAAUCGUCGCUUUUCCUGCGCAACGAGGAGAUCGCGCAAAUCCAGGAGGAAACUGGCUUCACACCCAACCAAAUUGAGAGGCUGUACUCGCGAUUCACCUCGUUGGAUCGCAACGACUGCGGAACUCUGUCCCGGGAGGAUCUGAUGAGGAUACCGGAGCUUGCCAUCAAUCCGCUAUGCGAGCGGAUAGUGCACUCAUUCUUCGCCGAGAGCAACGACGAUAGGGUUAACUUUCGGCAGUUCAUGAAUGUUCUGGCCCACUUUCGACCGUUGAGGGACAACAAGCAGAGCAAACUGAACAGUCGCGAGGAGAAGCUGAAGUUCGCCUUCAAGAUGUACGAUCUGGAUGAUGAUGGUGUGAUCAGCCGAGACGAGCUGCUGUCCAUUCUGCACAUGAUGGUGGGGGCAAACAUAAGCCAGGACCAGCUGGUGAGCAUUGCGGAAAGGACGAUCCUAGAGGCAGAUCUGUGCUGCCAAGGCAAGAUCUCAUUCGAGGACUUCUGCAAGGCCCUGGACCGCACUGACGUGGACCAGAAGAUGUCCAUACGGUUUCUUAACUAAGUUAGAGUCAGGAGUCACUAUGAAAGAGCAGGGUUCUUAGUCAGUGUUUACCAAAUAGUUUAGGUUGGAGUCAGUCGAGAGGCAUACCGUUGUGUUACUGAAACCUCUGAUGAUUUUAAAACAGUAGUGUAGGGGCUUAUAAAAAUGAACUUGGUGUGUUUAUGAAAUGUCUAAAACUCUUAAUAUAAUGGAAAAAGCGUCUCAAAGCGUUUUAUAAAGGCUUUAUAAUGCUUUCUAUUUAAAAAAAUGUGAUAAAUCAUUGCUUGGCUUAUACAUUUUCUAAGAUUCCUUCAAACUUGAAAAACUAAUGGUUAACUCAUAGAUAAAAUUUAACCAUCAAAUUAUUGUUUUAAAAUCGUCAUAUGUUUCAGAAACACUCCGGCUUAAGUUGUAUUAGUAAUUGUUAUAGAGGAAGGAACACAGUUUUCUUUUUGUUAAAACCUUGUUUUGUCAAUAGCAAACUCAUUCCGCUGAACGUAAUUUCUAAUUGCAUUUUGUGUUUAGCUGCUUCUGAAUAAAAGCCAAGCGGAGUGUCACAUAA
Messenger RNA from Drosophila elegans, 1227 nucleotides. It is a transcript of the gene elm, whose product is annotated as calcineurin B homologous protein 1. Lineage: Eukaryota; Metazoa; Arthropoda; Insecta; Diptera; Drosophilidae. The record is from RefSeq and is a predicted model, not a curated record. Gene Ontology annotation, molecular function: calcium ion binding. The transcript has 2 exons. The coding region runs from base 117 to 686 and encodes 189 amino acids.